Molecule: messenger RNA, 1369 nt
Organism: Centruroides sculpturatus (bark scorpion)
Lineage: Eukaryota; Metazoa; Arthropoda; Arachnida; Scorpiones; Buthidae
Exons: 8
Coding region: 16-1296 (426 amino acids)
Source: RefSeq, a predicted model, not a curated record
GAAUCAUAAAAAUGGAUGCAUUGCUGCUUAAUAAUAUUGACAUCAUCGGUCAGAAUGAAUGCCGAAUAUGCUGACGAAAAUAAGAACAGUUCCGAAUUAUUUCAAGUCAAUUCAUCAUCAGAUUCCGAAGCAAGCAGCGUCUGUACAGCUUUAGAAAAUUAUAAUUCCGGUUCGUCCAGUAAUAUUUGUAGUAAUUCUUUUUUAAGAAAUGUGGAAAAAAGCACAAACAAAGAGGAUAAUGCCAACCCAAAUACUAAUUUACCGUACAAGCAAGCCGAAUUGCUUCGCAACCUAGAAAAUGAAGAUAACGCCAACAUGUCUUUCAGGUCGACUGAAAACAAGGAUGACACGUCCAAACAAAUUAUUGACAACUUGAUCAACAUAAAUCAUGCGCUGAAGCUACAUCUCGAGUUAAAUGUGUUUGAUAUGGACGAAGAAUUCAAGGUUGCUGCCGAGGUUUUUAUGAUGAUGCAUAAUUCGAUGACAACAAUUAUGGGAUUAUUAGUACUCUCUUCCAAAAAAAUAUAUUUCUUGAAGCUGGGAGAGAACUUUAGAGACGAACCCAAAAAUUGUGUCACCGUGAUGGAAAAGAAAAAUCUGAAUCAACUCAACUCGGUGAAUAUACUUCUGGGAAAUCAAGGUUUCACUCUGAACUGGAGCACGGAGAAAUAUCACACCUGUCUCUUUAAGGAUGCCGAUCAUUGCAAUUGUUUUGUGACAUACUUUACAGAUUUCAUAGAAGAGAGCAAGUGUGCGUGUCCGAUGUUCCGUACUUCUGCAGAAACAAAUUUGCAGCAAGUGGUUCGAGAAGUCUUCCUGGCCGGACUGGGCGACAAAAAGUAUCUGCCUGACGACGUGGACCUGGAAGUUUUGAUGUUUCUUUUGAUCGAGAGUUGCUCUUUAGAUAAAGAUGGCAAUCAUCCAGUGGCCAUCGUUGCCAGUUCUACGGAAAUCUGCUUAACGCAAAUCCUGUUUGCCAAGUGGACCAAGUCGACCAAAUCCUUUUGUCCGGUGGAACGUUACAGACCGGUGGCCAAGCAGAAAAUCAUAAAUAUCGUUUCUCUGCAUCUGUGUUUGGAUACGUGCAAGGUAGGUCUUCAUUUUCUGGACGAAGACGCCAACGACGAGUUCUGUUGGUCGCUCAGGACCAAAACCCGUACCACCCUUUAUUCCCUCUUCAACACCGUCAAGGAAUUGUGGGAGAAACAAUUCGGAAUCGAACUGAUAUGCACCGAGGAUUGUAAAUACAAUUCGGAAACGACCAAAGAAGAAGCGGCAACGAAAUUUGUAUUAUAAAACUUUGUAUUAAAUACACAAAACUAAUUUAAUAACCACUGUAACAGGGAUUGUAACCCGGAAUGAAUAAAGU